Molecule: messenger RNA, 1170 nt
Organism: Polyodon spathula (Mississippi paddlefish)
Lineage: Eukaryota; Metazoa; Chordata; Actinopteri; Acipenseriformes; Polyodontidae
Product: heart- and neural crest derivatives-expressed protein 1-like
Exons: 2
Coding region: 104-682 (192 amino acids)
Biological process (GO): heart development; regulation of transcription by RNA polymerase II
Molecular function (GO): RNA polymerase II transcription regulatory region sequence-specific DNA binding; DNA-binding transcription factor activity, RNA polymerase II-specific; protein dimerization activity
Source: RefSeq, a predicted model, not a curated record
UUUAAAUAUCGAAUUCAAUUUGAAGCAGAUCAUUGAAUUCGCUGUUUUAUUUCGUGUGCCUGGGUGUGUGGGGUGGUUUUGCUGUUUCCACGCAUCUUUCGAUAUGAAUUUAAUUGGGAGCUGCCAGCACCGCCAUUUGAUGCACGAAUCGUUUCCAUUCGUUCAGCGCUGUCGCCAGGAGAACCCCUAUUUCCAGAGCUGGGUUCUGAAUCACGCAGAGGUGUCCCCGGACUUUCCGAUCCAGCCUCCCUACAGCGCGGAGUUCGAGGUUCCGGGUCCUGCGCAGGAUCUCAGCCAGUUGGAAGCACUUUCGGGACGGCUGGGGAAGAGGAGAGGAGCCGGUCCCAAGAAGGAAAGGCGGAGGACUGAGAGCAUUAACAGCGCGUUUGCAGAAUUAAGGGAAUGCAUUCCAAACGUGCCCGCGGACACCAAACUGUCAAAAAUCAAAACCCUAAGACUCGCCACCAGUUAUAUUGCCUACCUAAUGGACGUGCUCGCCAAGGACUCUCACUCCGAGGAAACGGAGGGCUUUAAGGCUGAAAUCAAGAAAUUCGACAACAGGGACACGAAAAGAAAACGAGAACCGAGCGAACUCCAUCAGGGAUCGCUGGUGAACGGAAAGAAGUUGAAAGGCAGGACGGGCUGGCCUCAGCAGGUCUGGGCUCUGGAACUCAACCAGUGACGCGGGAGAGAGAGCUCCAGCCCACAUUUCACAUGGACUCCGAUAGAAUCCACCAAGAGAAGCAGGCACUGCACCGGCGGGAAUACAACCGCUCCUACACGUGUGAGCACUGAUACCGGUGCAUAGACAUGUCACUCCAAACCAAGCAAUACAUGAACACAGACAAGUGUGAAGUGUGAAGUAUUAUUAAUAUAAAGCUGAAGAAACCAACAAGGAGGAGAACACCUGACAUUGACUUUCGCAUUCAGUUUCAAAGGCUGCAAAUGCACGCUGCGCACUCAAUUGGUUUGGGUUUCUUUUUGUUUUUCAAAUGGGAUUAUGCUAAAAUGUUGCAAGGACUUAAUUGACAAUAUAAUUGUAGCUAUUUAAAAUGACAGGAUGCUGGAUUUGCAGAACGGUUGUUCUUCGGAUGUAUAUUCUUCUAACUUUAUCAUAGACGAUGAUUAUUAUUAAUAUUAUUAAUAUUAUGAUUAUUAUUAUAUUUUAUA